Molecule: messenger RNA, 942 nt
Organism: Seminavis robusta
Lineage: Eukaryota; Bacillariophyta; Bacillariophyceae; Naviculales; Naviculaceae
Source: the annotation of a GenBank genome assembly
AUGGCCAGGAUUCGACAGAAGAGCAGAAAUAAAAGUCGCGAUGAAAGCUGUGGCAAUCCCAGUUUCAUCUUCAAAUCCAUUGGAUUCUUUUGCAUGUUCCAACUCUUGAGGUUGCCACGGGCAACGCAUUUGGUACAUCGCAAUGCCGCCGCGGAAGAAGCUGUUUCCUUGCCAUCCACUCCUCCUCCCGCCGUUGAAGAGGAAACAAGAGCCUUCAAAGCGCAUUCUGCUCUUACACCAGUCGUAGAACAGAAAAGGGGAACCGAAAUCCUGUGGUGGCAAAAGGAAAAGCCUCUCUUGAAAGAUUGGCCGUAUCUACCGGAACGGAGACAUAUUCUUCCAUGGCUUGAAAAGCUCAAGUUCACAAAGGGCAUUGAAGUGGGUGUUCAACGAGGCUUUCUGGCGAGACGCACCUUGAGUGUCUGGAAAUCCUGCAAAGAGUACAAGCUGGUCGAUUUGUGGGGAGCCGAUCCAAACUACAAGCAACCCGGAAGAGACACCAUUGCCCACCACCAUGCACAUUUGAGAAAGGCUCAAAACAUUCUCAAGCCAUAUACAGACCGAAGCAUUACAGAAUUCUUUGUCAUGAGGUCGGUAGAUGCCGCGCCGUUGUUCCAAGACUCGUACUAUGAUUAUGUGUAUCUGGAUGCAAGACAUGACUAUUGUGCGGUGAAAGAAGACAUUGACGCAUACUGGCCCAAAUUGAGGCCAGGAGGAAUCCUGGCAGGCCAUGAUUUCAUUGAUGCUCCGUCUGCAGUGGCAGCAUUGGGUCCCAACAAGGAUUGGUCUCAUUGCGAGGAUGGGACUCUGGAACCACGUGCUGUGAAAGGGGCUGUCGAGGAUUUUGCCGCCUCGGAGGGGCUUGACAUUGUGACAACUCAUGAAGGGUUUGAUACAUGGCUGAUGCAGAAACCCUAUGAUUACAAAGAUUCAACUGCCUAA